AUGGGAGCUAUUGCCAGUAUUAAGCAAAGACGAGCCUUGGCUGCAGUGCCUGGCGGAACAGCUACUAAUGAUUUAAAAGAUAGAGAAGAUAAAAUUAAUGCUAUUUUUGGUUCUCCUGCUGGCACAUUAACUGAUUAUAAUAAUCUUAACGCUCAAUUAAAUAUUGUUAGAGUUGAAUUAAAUAUUAACCCAGCUAUUACUGAUAAUUUUGCUACUCCUUUAACUGCUGCGGAUUUAGCCGAAUUAAAAACUACCCGCGGAGGCUUGACUACUAUUAAAACUGAAUUAAGAAUAACUGAUUUAACUACGGUAAAGGUUGAUUAUCUAGAUAAUGGAAGUAAAACAUUACCCCAACUAAAAAGCCAAGCUGACGAAUAUAAGAAAAUUGUUGAUAAAUUAGGUCAUAGUCCGACUGAUAGCGAAUUAGAUAAGUUAACCCAAGUUUCUGAUUUAGAAAAUAAAUUAAGCCAAGCUCAACAAGAAGCCCAAGCUAAGCAGGAAAAAUUAGAGCAACAACAAGAGCAAUAUAAAACUGAAAAGCAACAAUGA
Molecule: messenger RNA, 549 nt
Organism: Ambispora gerdemannii
Lineage: Eukaryota; Fungi; Glomeromycota; Glomeromycetes; Archaeosporales; Ambisporaceae
Source: the annotation of a GenBank genome assembly